AUGGAUCGUACUUGGAUGUACAAUAGGGUACAUGAAAAUAGACGCAGAUUGAAAGAGGAGUAUGUUAGUGGUGUUAAAGAUUUUGUGAAGAGGGUUUUGAAACAACCGAUUUGUAUAUCUGAGGGAGCGAUAAGGUGUCCGUGUAUAAAAUGCAAGUGUAUGAAGAUAUCUGCAGCAACUACUGUUAGACUUCACUUGUACCAGGAUGGAUUUCAACCAGAUUAUUGGAUUUGGACUGAACACGGAGAAGUGAAGCCAAUAGUUGAAACAAGGGGAGGUUCGACUAGUAAUAGGAUUGUGCAUCACGACGACCAAUUUAAUGCAAUGGAUGAAAUGGUGUUUGAUGCUUUUAGGCCUUAUCGAGAUGUCCUUGAUGUGAACACUAACAUGGGAAAUGGCACAUUUGCUGAGGAUGAGUUGCCUAACGAAGAUGCAAAACGAUUUUAUGACAAGUUGAUAUCCACCAACAAGCCCAUCUACGAGGGGGCUUCCCAAUCAAUGUUAUCAAUAUGUGUUCAACUUCUAGCAAUUAGGUUUAAUUGGCAUGUUCCACAAAAAGGGUUGAAGGUUGAGAAGAUUGACUGUUGUAAGAAAGGAUGUAUGUUAUAUUACAAGGAUGAUAACAAGUUAUCUGAGUGCAAAAAAAUUCAUUCUCCUAGGUUCAUUCCACGUAGGACUGGAAUGGGAAAAUACAAAGAUGUUCCAGCAAAAAGAAUGUUUUAUUUCCCUAUCAUUCCUAGAUUACAAAGAUUGUAUGCAUCAACUGAGUCUGCAGCUGAAAUGAGAUGGCAUCAUGAGAAUAAAAAGAGUUCAAACGUCCUUCGCCAUCUGUCUGAUGGAAAAGCGUGGAAACAUUUUGACGAUGUUUAUCCUGACUUUUCUAGUGACCCCAGAAAUACAAUUAAUGAUUUUCCCGCCUAUGGUAUGUUAUCUGGAUGGGGAACACGAGGUAAGUUGGUAUGUCCUCAUUGUAUGGAAGACACAAAAGCUUUCACUUUGAAAUAUGGCGGUAAGAAUUCUUGGUUUGAUUGUCAUCGUCGAUUCUUGCUAGCUAAUCACUCUUUCAGAAGAAGUAAAACAAGUUUUACAAAAAAUAGGGAUGAGAAAAAUGGUCAACCUUACAUUUACACAGGGCAAGAGAUAUCGGAUGUGGUGAGUAAUUUUCCAAAAGUGACUGAAAUUGGUUGGAAAAAGAAAUUGAAUUGGUAUGGAGUGAUUCAUAAUUGGAAAAAACAAAGUAUUUUUUGGGAUCUUCCAUAUUGGAAGGAUAACUUGUUAAGGCACAACCUCGAUGUGAUGCACAUAGAGAAAAAUGUCUUCGAUAAUAUAUUUAACACUGUUAUGAAUGUUAAAGGUAAAACAAAGGAUAAUGAAAAGGCGAGAAAAGACUUGUCUUUAUUAUGCUUUCGCGGGGACUUGGAGAUGCAAGUCUUAUCUAACGGAAAGAUGGGUAAACCAAAGGCAAAUUACACUUUGACAUCAUCAGAUGCCAAGUUGGUUUGUAAAUGGCUUAAGGAUUUGAGAAUGCCUUAUGGCUAUGCUUCAAACCUUGCUAGGUGUGCCGAUGUUGAGAAGGGUACGAUACAUGGGAUGAAGAGUCACGACUGUCAUGUUUUCAUGGAAUGUUUACUCCCAAUUGCAUUUCAUUCCUUGCCAGAAUUUGUUUGGAAACCAUUAACCGAGCUAAGUCAAUUCUUCAAGGAUCUUUGUUGCAAUACAUUGAGAUGUAUGGGAGUCUCAAAGCGGGCAGUGACAAAUAAGGCUAGGGUUGAAGGCUCCAUAUGCGCCGACUAUAUACAACGCGAGACAACUUAUUUUUGUUCUCAUUAUUUCAAGUCAUUCAAUUUGUUGCCGACCACAAAUUUAAGUAAUAAUCGUCAUUUAGAAUGUGAUGAUCUCCAACCUUCACUAUCCAUCUUGCUGAAACGAGGUCGACCUAGUGGGAAGUCUAGAACACAUUAUCUAACAGAUAACGAAUGGAAAUCUGAUCAAGUACACGUGUUGAUUAAUUGUGAUGAAAUUAAACCAUAUCUUGACUUAUUCUUGGAGAAUCACUCAAUCAAUGAAGAAGACGCAUCUAGACGUAUACAUGCAGAGUUUCCCAUAUGGCUGAAAGCAUAUGUAAAUAACGAGGCAAAUGAAGUGACCAACAAAGACAUAAUAGCACUAUCUCGUGGUCCUUCAUCAAUGGCAAUAUCUUGGAACAUUUACUUUGUUAACGGGUACACUUUUCACACUAAGGCCUACAACAUUGAUAAAAAGACAAUCAAUAGUGGGGUGCAUGAGAAGGUUGCAUUAUUUUAUUGUGAAUGGUUUGACCCAACAAAAAAUAGGGGUACAAAGAUUCAUCCACAAUAUCAAAUUGUUGAUAUUAAGAUGGAUAAACGUUAUCGUCCUUAUGAUCCUUUCAUCCUGGUGCAAAAAGCAAGACAAGUGUAUUAUGUCCCUUAUCCAGAAAUGUGUAGAGAUAAGCGUGGAUGGUGUGUGGCAAUUACCACAAAAUCAAAGGGUCACGUGGAGAUUGACAACACAAAGGAUGAAAUGUCUUAUCAAUCUGAUGGGAUGUCACAUGUUCUACCAAUUGCAGAAAUAGAAUCCAUAUCUUGUUUACGUGACAACUCACAAGUAGAUUUGUUCGAAGAAAUUUUUGAUUGA
Messenger RNA from Cicer arietinum (chickpea), 2655 nucleotides. RefSeq lists its product as uncharacterized. The record is from RefSeq and is a predicted model, not a curated record. NCBI's taxonomy places the organism in Eukaryota, Viridiplantae, Streptophyta, Magnoliopsida, Fabales, Fabaceae.